Molecule: messenger RNA, 2820 nt
Organism: Alternaria atra
Lineage: Eukaryota; Fungi; Ascomycota; Dothideomycetes; Pleosporales; Pleosporaceae
Exons: 1
Coding region: 1-2820 (939 amino acids)
Source: RefSeq, a predicted model, not a curated record
AUGGAAGCAGCUGGCCUUGCGAUCGGAACAUUUGCACUCGUCGGAGUGUUUCAGGACUGUGUAGCGCUUUUGUCUCAAAUCGGCGGGGCGAAGUCUAUGGAGAAGGACUAUGUUCUACUUGCAACAAGACUCGACUUCCAAAGAACCCUGCUGCUGCAAUGGGCGAACAGACUGGAUCUUUUCGACAGCACAUCUCGCGAUACGCGACUGGAUGAUCCGACCGUCGGACCCCUUGUAGAGCAAGGACUCUCGUGUAUUCGUCAGCUUCUUCAAGACAGCCAAUCACUACAGCAACGCUAUGGUGUCAGGCCGAUUGGAGUAAAGGAGAGACUCGCCUCUUCAUCAGCUGUAAGUGGCAGAUUGAUGUCUCGCUUUCGGCAGAAAUCGCUGAGCCUCCAACUGUGGCGCGGUCCCCAGUCAUCAAUCCAGCCCUCAACGGACAACGACGAGCAUACCCACUCCAGUUUUAGUAAGAUCAAAUGGGUCAUCAAAGAUAAAGAACAGUUUGAAUGUCUUGUUCAGAAGCUAUCGGAUCUCAUCGCGGACCUCGACAAGGUCAUACCACCUCAGACAGGAUUAGAUGUUGUUCACACCGGAUUGAGAGACGAAGUUGAGCAACUAAACGACGUUCGCAAGCUCAAGGCUAUCUUAGCAGCGUCGUUGGAAGAUAGUAACAAUCUUGUCGAAGUCACGAAGCGAACCAUCGAUAAAAAAUGCGCUCAAUUGAUCCUCGACCGUCUUUGGUUUCGCUUGAUCGAUGACAGAAAAGACAACAUCGCCGAAGCUCAUUCCAAAACCUUUGAAUGGGCCAUUCAUCCCCCAGUCCCCGGUGACGCGCGGAGUGAUCUGGGAGAGUGGUUACGAUCAGGAUGUAAGAUUUACUGGAUAUCUGGUAAACCGGGCAGCGGAAAGUCUACCUUGAUGAAAUAUUUGUACAACCACCCGGAUGUCAUGGACUUACUGCAGGAGUGGGCAGGAGAUAGGAAGCUGACCGUAGCUCCGUUCUUCCUGUGGAACAUUGGCUCCACUGAGCAAAGCUCACAGCAAGGACUUGCUCGAGGGCUAUUAUACCAUGUUCUCAAAGAAAAUUCAACACUAAUUCCUACGAUCCUCCCGCAUACGUGGCAAGAAGCGCAAAAUGGCGUCGUCGAUCUACAAGUUCCUACAGAUGUCGAAAUGAGAGCUGCAUUUCAAAGACUCGGUGCUGAGACCACCGCUGGAGCUUUUGCUUUUCUCAUCGAUGGUCUCGACGAAUUCACUGGCAACCACCGGGACGGAAUAUCGUUUGUUAAAAGCCUCGCCACCAGCGCAAAUAUGAAGAUACUAGUUUCGAGCAGACCUAUCGAUACUUGCGUCGCAGCGCUCUCUUCGGCACCCAGGCUGAGACUUCAGGAUCUCACAAAGCCAGACAUCGAAAAGUACAUCAACGAUGUCGUGCGGUCGCGACCUUAUGCUUUCGAAUACAACUAUCUGACUGACACCGCUGUGGAAGGGUUGGUGAAUGAUAUAAGGCGCAAAGCAGAUGGUGUAUUCUUAUGGGUCGUACUUGCAUGUCGCACGCUGCUAGAGGGCUUUGCGGCUUGCGACAGUGUUGAAGAACUUCAGCGCCGGAUCGAAGAGCUACCACCAGAACUCGAUGAUCUGUUCCGUCACAUCCUCAAUAGCCUUGAUUCUCGCUUUCUUCAACAGGCCGCUAAAAUUCUGCGGGUUUGCUACACCUACUACUCUCUGAGGCAUAUCGAAGAAAAGCUCACAAGUUUCGCACUAGCAUGGGCCCAUGAGAAAGAUAUGGACAUUGACGCAUUGGACGUUUUCAUCCCACACUCGCUUGAUGAACAAAAAAGGAAAUGCGCGAUGCUGGAAGGUCGUUUGCGUAGUCGGUGUAAGGGACUUGUGGAGAUCUACGAGAACUCUUUUGAUGGCUUCUAUGUUGACUUCAUGCACCGUACAGUGUUUGAAUUUCUUGAUACCGCAGAUGCUUGGACAAUGGACUGCUUGCAGAUCAAAGACCACCAGUUCGAUGCCGCCACCGUUUUGGCUUAUAUGGGAUGUUACAAAUUGUUUCUCGAGACGUAUCCGGUCACUAACGCCGACGAAAUCAUGUUUCAUAAUCUCGACUUCAUCGGUUUAGUAAAGAAGAGCUCGCCAUCGAACCUGCCCCGCGUCCUGAAUCGUUACGCUUUCGCACUUUUGCGGCCGAGGGAUGACCAAAACCUGCCUAUAUUUGGCCCUUUCCAGCACGAUCUAUCUUUGGAUGACGCGGUUCUUUUACUAGCAGUUGAGAUUGGUUUGACGACUUGUGUCCGGAAACAGGAUGUGGAGAACUUCAAUACUCGUCAGAGAUUGCGCUACCAUGAUUCAGCCCAAAGAUUCAACUUGCUAUAUCACUCUAUGAUAAUACCUGUGAUACAACCGGAGGAAGUUGAAGGUUUUUCCGAAAUUGAGCCUAUGAUAAGCCUUCUCAUAGCUUCCGGAUGCGAUCCAAAUGCCAGCAUCUUCCUGGUCAACGAAGGGACGAAUACUACCCCCUGGGAAGUAUGGAUGGACCCCGAAUCCGGUCAAAACAUGUUCCUCGAUCCUUUGCAAGAUAUAAAAAUCACAAUGCGAAUGUUAAGUACUGGUGCUGCGUCUGCGCCCCAGAUGCUCAAUGGUUCUACCCCAUGUAACAAAGAUUACUGGGGGCGUAUAGUUGAGAUGAUACAGGAAUGGCGCGAGACACUUGCGGAGCCACGGUAUGCAGAAAUUCAAGAACAGCUACUAGAGUUCUGCGAAACGAUUCUGGGUGCAAUGUUGGCAAGCUCCGAGCGCAAUUUACCUUAA